AAAACAUUGGUAUGCAAUACUUACUAUUGAAAAUCCUCACGGUUUUAAUUUAAAAUCUAGUUUUCGUUUGGAUGAAAACCAUAUCAAACCUAAAUAUUAUCAAAAAAUGAAUGUAGCAAUGGCAUUUCGAUUUUUUAAAGUGGCACCUACUAUGCAAAUAUACAAAGAGACAAAUCUUUAUCAUGAUUUGAAUGAUGCUGAUGGAUCGAUAAAUUUAUGCAAAAGAGUAAAUGCAUUAAUUACUGCGAUGAAUAGUCGCAGUAUUAAGUAUUCAUUACAACCGGGUAACGAAAUGUAUAAGAAUAUCGAAGAUUUUUUAACAUUUUUAGUGGAAUGGGAAAAAGAAGCUAAAAAAAUGAAUUAUAGUUUUAUAACGGAUCAAACUUGCUACGGAUUAAAAAUUUCUCUCAAAGCUACUCUUGAAAUUUGUACUUUCUUGAUUAAUAAAUGCGAAUUUCAAUUUCUUAUGACAUCUAGAUUAAAUCAAGACAAUUUGGAGAGAUUUUUUGGAAUGAUGAGAAAUGCUUGUGGUUGCAACGAUCAUCCUGACUCUCAAUUAUUCAUACAAAUGUACAGAUUAAUAUCGACUUAUUCUCUUGUAAAACCACCAAAAGGUUCUAAUGUAUCUACUGCAGAAUUGAUGGAUAUUCUUUUAAAGAUUAAAGAUAUAAAAGAUAUUGAAGAAAGACAAGAACAAUGGAUAAGUCAAAUAGAUACUAUUCUAGACAGAGGAAGAAAUACUGAUGUUUUAGCAUAUAUCCCAUCGCUUCUUAAUGACCAUGAUUCGCAUAUGUAUACUACCUCUGAUUACGUUCUAACAUAUAUUGCUGGAUAUGUAGCAAGAAAAGGAAACAGGUUUUGCAUAAACAAUAACAAGUGCGAAGAAUGUUUGAAAACAUUGAUUAUACAAUCAAAUAAUGAAAUACCAGAGAGACAUAAAUUAAUUUACUUAAAAUCAAAAGGAUAUUUAAUAAAUCCUUCUGUAAUCUUAUUUGAUUUACUUUCAACUUUAGAAAAAGGAAUAAUAGAAGCUACACAAUGUGGCGAAAUUAAUGCCAACACAUUAUUUGACAUAAUAAACUUAAUAGACGAAGAAAAAAUUUCCAUAAACUUUCUCGGGUGCGAAGAACAUAAUUAUGAUUUUACUAAAAAUAUUAUUCGUUUCUAUUUAACUACAAGAAUGUUCUUCUUAGUCAAACAAGCGAACAGAAAUGAUAAUAUGGAAAAAGAAAAAACAAAAGAGAAAAGAAAAUGUUCCAAAUUAGUAAAACAAAGUCUCCCAAAUGUUACAAAUAAUAAUAAAAUUGAACAAACAAAUGCGGUUAAAACUAUGAUACAAAAGAAAAAUUGGAAGAAAUCGUUAAAAUAAAAAGAAGCACUCACC
This is a messenger RNA of Solenopsis invicta (red fire ant), 1384 nucleotides long. RefSeq names its product transposable element P transposase. Lineage: Eukaryota; Metazoa; Arthropoda; Insecta; Hymenoptera; Formicidae. The record is from RefSeq and is a predicted model, not a curated record. The transcript is spliced from 4 exons. The coding region runs from base 107 to 1369 and encodes 420 amino acids.